Dovyalis caffra is the source of this 156-nucleotide messenger RNA. NCBI's taxonomy places the organism in Eukaryota, Viridiplantae, Streptophyta, Magnoliopsida, Malpighiales, Salicaceae. The record is from the annotation of a GenBank genome assembly.
AUGACAGCUAUUGUUGUGGAAGCAGCAAACUGUAAGGGCUCAACCAGCCAAAUUGAUUUUGAAGUGCUUGUGCUGUUUGAUGGCAAGGGUGGCUUCAAUAGGAACAUUAGGAAUACUGUGAAAUCUCAAAUUGGUAGGUUAGAUGGAGAUGAAUAG